Messenger RNA from Fraxinus pennsylvanica, 1917 nucleotides. The record is from the annotation of a GenBank genome assembly. NCBI's taxonomy places the organism in Eukaryota, Viridiplantae, Streptophyta, Magnoliopsida, Lamiales, Oleaceae.
AUGGAGAGAAGGUCUAGCACGAUUCAGCUUUGUUUUUGUUUUGCGAUCUUCCUCUUCAUCGCCACCGCGCACUGCUUCUACCUUCCUGGCGUUGCUCCCCAAGAUUUACGCAAGGGUGAUAUUCUGAAGGUCAAAGUAAACAAACUGGCCUCCGUUAAAACCCAACUUCCAUACUCCUACUAUUCCCUUCCUUACUGCAAACCAGAUAAAAUUGUGGACAGCGCGGAAAAUCUUGGGGAAGUUCUUCGGGGUGAUCGUAUUGAAAACUCUCCAUAUGAGUUUAAAAUGCGAGAGCCACAAAUUUGUAAUGUUGUUUGCCGUAUUACUCUUAAUGCCAAAGAUGCUAAGCAAUUCAAAGAGAGGAUAGAAGAUGAAUACCGGGUGAACAUGAUUUUAGAUAAUCUCCCGCUAGUGGAGCCUUAUAAAAGAAACGACGUGGAUUCGGUGGUUUAUCAACAUGGUUUCCAUGUUGGUCUCAUAGGACAGUAUGCUGGAAAAAAGGAGCAGAAGUAUUUUAUCAACAACCAUUUGACAUUUACAGUGAAGUUUCAUAAGGAUGAACAAACAGAUGCCGCAAGAAUUGUGGGAUUUGAAGUCAAACCAUUCAGUGUAAGGCAUGAAUACGAGGGUAAAUGGGAUGAUAAAACACGUUUAACGACCUGUGAUCCACGUGCAAAACGCACUGUAACCAGCUCUAAUUCCCCUCAGGAGGUUGAAGAUAAGAAGGAAAUCAUCUUCACUUAUGAUGUUGAGUUCAAGGAAAGCGAAAUUAAGUGGGCAUCUAGAUGGGAUACUUAUCUAUAUAUGGCAGAUGAUCAAAUCCAUUGGUUCUCAAUUGUCAAUUCUUUGAUGAUUGUCCUUUUUCUUUCUGGAAUGGUGGCCAUGAUUAUGUUACGGACCCUUUACCGCGACAUCUCCAAGUACAAUCAGUUAGAGACUCAGGAAGAAGCUCAAGAAGAAACGGGAUGGAAAUUGGUCCACGGGGAUGUUUUCAGACCUCCGGCAAACUCAGAUUUGCUUUGUGUUUAUGUUGGAACUGGUGUUCAGUUCUUUGGGAUGAUAGUAGUUACCAUGAUCUUUGCUUCACUAGGGUUCCUAUCCCCUUCGAACAGAGGAGGAUUGAUGACAGCUAUGCUUCUUCUCUGGGUAUUCAUGGGCCUUUUUGCUGGAUACGCCUCGGCUCGUUUCUACAAGAUGUUCAAGGGAACAGAAUGGAAGAAAAUUACUCUUCAAACAGCUUUCAUGUUCCCGGGAAUCAUUUUUGCCAUAUUCUUUGUGUUGAAUGGUUUAAUUUGGGGUGAAAAAUCAUCAGGAGCUGUACCAUUCGGGACCAUGUUUGCAUUAGUGUUCUUGUGGUUUGGCAUUUCAGUUCCUCUCAUUUUCGUAGGUAGUUAUAUUGGGUUUAAGAAGCCAGCUAUAGAGGAUCCAGUGAAAACCAAUAAGAUUCCAAGGCAAAUUCCCGAGCAGGCCUGGUAUAUGAAUCCCGUCUUCUCAAUCUUAAUAGGAGGCAUACUUCCAUUUGGUGCAGUAUUUAUUGAGCUGUUUUUCAUCCUCACAUCAAUCUGGUUGCAACAGUUCUAUUAUAUUUUCGGUUUCCUCUCCAUCGUGUUCAUCAUCCUAAUUGUCACCUGUGCUGAGAUCUCAAUCGUGCUUUGCUAUUUCCAGCUGUGCGGUGAGGACUACCUCUGGUGGUGGAGGUCAUACCUGACAGCAGGGUCAUCGGCUCUCUACCUCUUCCUGUAUGCAGCAUUUUACUUCUUCACAAAGCUCAACAUCACAAAACCGGUGUCUGGCAUUUUGUACUUCGGAUACAUGCUUAUUGCUUCAUAUGCUUUCUUCGUUGUGACUGGUACCAUUGGGUUUUUAGCAUGUUUCUGGUUCACGAGGCUCAUCUACUCAUCGGUGAAGAUUGACUAA